Messenger RNA from Cladocopium goreaui, 747 nucleotides. NCBI's taxonomy places the organism in Eukaryota, Dinophyceae, Suessiales, Symbiodiniaceae. The record is from the annotation of a GenBank genome assembly.
AUGGGCCGUUUGGGAAGAAUGAUGCAAGGAGAAGAAGAGGUCGACGACGCUCAGUCGACUGUGGAGCGUCGGCCGCGGCGGCAGAAGAUGUUGAAGGUCUGUUUCACCGACGGUGCCCAAGCGGUCUGCGGCAUCGAGCGCCGGCCCAUCGCGCAACUGCGUGCGGCGGUGCCAGGCACAAAGUUGCUGUUGGGCAAUCGACCGCUACUGCGGCGUGGUUUGUUGCUGUUGGAGCCCCAACACAUGGAAGCCUUUGGAACAGUGCCCCAGGCUGGGGCAUCCAGGGACUUUUAUGGGAAGAUGAUGCAGGCGCCUGACGGCGGCGCGCCUGUGGCUGUGAACCCUGCGCCAGCUGCGCCGCCGCCGGGCCGUGCGCGGGAGGGCAGGGAGGUGUUGCUCCGUUUCUACGUCAUUCAGGCCUCUGUCGUCGCCGCCGCGGGCGCGGGCGCGUUGCGUCUCUCGUUGGGCGACGGCUUGGGGAGCUGUGAGGCCUUGUUGGCAGGGCCGCUGCUGCAGCAGCUGCUGGGGCAGGCUUGUGCUGAUGAAUUGCGAAGGAAAAGGGUUGAUACAAAAGGGGGGCCAACUUGUUCAACCAGCCUCUCCAGCCGGAUGCCAUUUCGAGGAACAGUUAUCUAUUUUUUUGCGAAUUUGAAUGAAAUGUCCCUCAUCUCCCAUCUUCAAUCGGCAAAUCAUGCACAUUUCUCCGAUGUUUGUGAACAACGGUGUUUACCAGAAGACAUCUUUUGA